Molecule: messenger RNA, 1184 nt
Organism: Cuscuta campestris
Lineage: Eukaryota; Viridiplantae; Streptophyta; Magnoliopsida; Solanales; Convolvulaceae
Source: the annotation of a GenBank genome assembly
AUUCCAGUUUCAUGACGAGCUACUAGGAGGAGAAGCAUCUAUCAACACAAAUAAUUCUCAUUACAACAACAACCCCACCAGGAUCCCAAAAGAAGUAGGGUUUUGGGGGAGGUAAGUGUACGCAGACGUUACCCCAAGUUGGGAGUAGAGAGACUGUUUCAGGAGACCUACAGCUUAAAAGACAAGCAUUGAGGAGGAUUUAUCAAAGAGGGAAGAUAUGGCUCACGACAUACUUUUCAACAUUGUGACGGGGAUCAUCAAACAACUUAAUUCCAUGGCACUUGCAGAGAUGGCAGACGCCUGGAAUUUCAAGGAUCAACUCAACAUGCUCACCGAGAAUGUCACAACAGUGAAAAGUGUCCUCUUGGAUGCUCAAGAGAGGCAGGAAGAGAGCCAAACUAUUCGGGAUUGGCUUCGAAGGCUCCAAUCUGUUAUCUACAACGCUGAUGACUUGUUUGAAAAGAUUGCCGCUUCGAUCUCCAAGAAAGAGGAGAGCAACAAGGUGCAAGUAUUUUUUUCCAGUUCGAAUCAGAUAGUAUGUGCCUUCUCCAUUUCUCACAAGAUAAAAAGAAUCGGGUCUGAGCUAGAUGGCAUCGUCAGGGAUGGUAAUAUGUUCUCCUUUGUGCUAAGAGGCUGUGAAGAAAGAGGAGUACACUAUAGGAAGAGAGAUAGAGGUCAAUCUCAUUCUUUCGUUGAUGCAAAAGAUGUUAUUGGUAGAGACACUGAUAAAAAUGCAAUACUAGAGAGACUUCUGCUUGAAGAUGAUCAAGCGACUGUUGUGGCCAUUGUUGGAAUGGGUGGCUUGGGCAAAACUACUCUGGCUCAAGUCCUAUUCAAUGAUGAUGCAGUGGAGAAGAACUUUGAUUUACGGUUAUGGGUCUGCGUGUCGGAGGAUUUCGAUGUCCAUAUGAUUUGUAGAUUGAUCCUCAUGUCCGCAACCAAAAGGGAAUCUCCAAACUUAGAUAUGGAUCAGGUUNGCGACUGUUGUGGCCAUUGUUGGAAUGGGUGGCUUGGGCAAAACUACUCUGGCUCAAGUCCUAUUCAAUGAUGAUGCAGUGGAGAAGAACUUUGAUUUACGGUUAUGGGUCUGCGUGUCGGAGGAUUUCGAUGUCCAUAUGAUUUGUAGAUUGAUCCUCAUGUCCGCAACCAAAAGGGAAUCUCCAAACUUAGAUAUGGAUCAGGUU